Molecule: messenger RNA, 1280 nt
Organism: Silurus meridionalis
Lineage: Eukaryota; Metazoa; Chordata; Actinopteri; Siluriformes; Siluridae
Exons: 6
Coding region: 461-1078 (205 amino acids)
Biological process (GO): regulation of T cell proliferation; T cell receptor signaling pathway
Cellular component (GO): external side of plasma membrane
Source: RefSeq, a predicted model, not a curated record
GGAAAUGGAGCCUGGGCCUCCUGAUGUUUACUGCAAAGCAAACAGCUUCUGUCAGAAGCCCUCAUGCCUGCGCAAUAAUAAUCGUACAGGUCCACCUACUUAUUGAUAUAUGUCCGAUUCCUAAUGUGCAGAUAGCAGUGAUGGGAAAAACUAAAACGAGCUGCCGCAUGGUGAAAAUGCAAUGCGUUCGUGGAGGCAGUGGAAACACACCCUGCACAGAUGUAAGGUUUUAGCUGUGAAUCAGAGUCACCCAACAUUUGGAGAAGAACAGGAGGUGGAUAGAUGAAGAAAUUUCACUCACACACUUUCAGUGACUGUUUUACUUCUGGUCAGAGGCUCAGUGGAACUGAUCUCACAAACACUGGGUGCCUCUGACUUGCCUGUCCUCCCAUGUGUAGUCAAGAACAGGAAAACGUUGUUGUCUAAUCUUCUCUCACUUGUGAGAGGCAGCAGUUCAAAGAUGUAUGACAACUGGAUCGCCUGCAUUGUUGUGCUCCUCUUCUUUUUGGCAACAUUGGCAUGCUCUCACAACAAAACUGGAGGGAAAAAAAACCUAUACAUCAAAGAUAGGAACCUGGUAAUACACACAGUGAUGUCAGAUGCUGACAAUGCUUCUAUCAACUGCCCAGGUCUGGAGGUUAAUAAGGAGAAUGUUCAUAUUACUCUAUACAAGGAGACAGUGCUGCACUUUACAGAUCUCCAAAAGAGUCAAGUAGCAAACACCUCAAUGGAAAAGCAAAAGUUUAUUGUCCAUGUUAGGAAUAACACUGUAGAUUAUGUGAUAAACAUGCUUCAAGUCAAUGACACAGGCUUGUACAACUGCACAGUUGCACAUGGAGAUGCUGCCAAAACAAUCCGUACUUUUCUUCUUGUUACAGAGCCAGGGCUUCAAUCCGGUCCUCAUGAGGGACGGUCAGUGUUUUGGCUACUGCUUGCUGCAGGCUGUGGAUUACUAGCUUUGUAUAACUUUAUCACCACAAUUGUCAGCUGCUCCUUUGCUUGGAAACUCAAGCAUCAAGAUACGUUCCAGAAUGAUUACUUCAACACAAGGCCAAGAGAAUUCUCAAGAAUCAAAUAAGUUCAGCAUCUGCUCCAGUUUCCACCUCUCCUCUGACCAUAACAAUUCACCUACAACUGACCAAGUGACUACAUUCAGUCAUAAAGAAUUGUCCCAAUCAUCUAAGUAUAAUGUUGAAUCCAUGCUUAAGUUAUUUAAAUACUUUGUAAAUGGGAACAAUAAAAUCAUGAUUUCAAUAAAAAAAAAUGUUCAGUAAAGCAAA